UACAAAUGUCAAGAUUGUCUUGGGGAGCCCCUGUAUUGCACAGGCUGCUGCAGGAGUCAACAUCGAUGCAAUCUUUUCCACUGGAUCAGUCAAUGGAAUGGUCAGUUCUUUGAGCAAAGUUGUCUCGCUCAUGUCAGACUCGUGAUACACCUCUGUCAUGAUGGAAAG
Suillus paluster is the source of this 168-nucleotide messenger RNA. RefSeq lists its product as uncharacterized. The transcript has a single exon. NCBI's taxonomy places the organism in Eukaryota, Fungi, Basidiomycota, Agaricomycetes, Boletales, Suillaceae. The annotation marks the transcript as partial. The record is from RefSeq and is a predicted model, not a curated record.